AAUCCACCGUCAACAUCAAUGGAAACAUCAGGGGCACCAAACUAUAAAACAAAAUGGAAUCAUCGCCAUCCCAUCUUCUUCCAAGGGUAUUAUCUUCUCAAAGCCAACACCAUUGCGGCGGUACCCAAGCGAGGACUGCACAAGCAUAAUAUACAGGAGUAUAAUUUCUUAACAGCCUAGCAGCUUUCUUCCAUUUGAGGCAAUUAAGUCUGUGGCUAGCUAGAUAGCAUUUGAAGUAGGUUUCAGUGGCAAUGGACUCAAAAAAAGCAAUUUCUUUUUCAAAGGGGUUAUUGCAGAGUGAAGAAUUAUAUCAGUAUGUCCUGGAGACCAGCGUGUAUCCACGUGAACUAGAGCCUCUCAGAGAGCUAAGGAUGCUUACUGCUACCCACCCAAGGGCCAUGAUGGCUACUGCACCAGAUGCUGGUCAGUUGAUGGCAAUGCUCUUGAAGCUAGUAAAUGCACAAAAAACAAUUGAAGUGGGAGUUUUCACUGGGUACUCCCUUCUCCUCACUGCUCUUUCAAUUCCUAAGGAUGGAAAGAUUACAGCCAUAGAUGUGAAUCGGGAGGCUUAUGAAAUAGGAUUACCAAUUAUAAGAAAUGCUGGUGUUGAACACAAAAUUAACUUCAUAGAAUCAGAAGCUCAACCGAUUCUUGACAAGCUAUUAGAAGAUCAUGGAAAUGAAGGCAGUUUUGAUUUUGCUUUUGUUGAUGCUGACAAAGUCAAUUACUGGAACUACCACGAGCGGCUAAUGAAAUUGUUAAAGGUGGGGGGAAUAGUUGUCUAUGACAACACACUAUGGGGAGGGACAGUUGCUUUGUCAGAAGAGUCUACUCCAGAGAAUAUGAAAGCAGGCAGGCAAGUUACAAUUGAAUUUAACAAAUUGCUUGCAGCUGACUCCCGCGUCCAAAUCUCACAUGCUCCAUCGGGUGAUGGGAUCACAAUUUGCAGGCGAAUCUACUGAAUAUCCGCCUGAUACUCGCUUUUGCUACUGUGUGAAUGCUAGGAGUGAAAGCUUAAUAAGAGCCAUUUUACUCCGUGAUCACAAGAUAUAAUAAUAUCGUGAAUGAAAUUCUGACUACCAUUUUCUGGUUGAUUCGGCUGAAAUGUCUUGAAAUAUAAAACUUUGCUAUUUGGUUUGGAUUGAA
Messenger RNA from Populus nigra (black poplar), 1146 nucleotides. RefSeq names its product probable caffeoyl-CoA O-methyltransferase At4g26220. The coding region runs from base 252 to 962 and encodes 236 amino acids. The record is from RefSeq and is a predicted model, not a curated record. The transcript is spliced from 6 exons. Gene Ontology annotation, molecular function: O-methyltransferase activity; S-adenosylmethionine-dependent methyltransferase activity. NCBI's taxonomy places the organism in Eukaryota, Viridiplantae, Streptophyta, Magnoliopsida, Malpighiales, Salicaceae.